This is a messenger RNA of Recurvomyces mirabilis, 918 nucleotides long. RefSeq names its product phosphatidylinositol synthase 1 (CDP-alcohol phosphatidyltransferase1) (gene pis1). Gene Ontology annotation, cellular component: Golgi apparatus; membrane. Gene Ontology annotation, biological process: phosphatidylinositol biosynthetic process. Gene Ontology annotation, molecular function: CDP-diacylglycerol-inositol 3-phosphatidyltransferase activity. The record is from RefSeq and is a predicted model, not a curated record. NCBI's taxonomy places the organism in Eukaryota, Fungi, Ascomycota, Dothideomycetes, Mycosphaerellales, Teratosphaeriaceae. Bases 1 to 918 code for a protein of 305 amino acids. The transcript is spliced from 3 exons.
AUGAACGCACAACCAGUCGCUCGAGCAGCGGCCAACAAGCCAUCGGAGAUGAAUGGAAGAACGACACAGAAUGGUACACCGCGAGGGCCACAAGCAGUGUUGCAAGAGCAGGACGAUGAGACAGAUGAGAACAUAUUCCUUUUCGUGCCCAAUCUGAUCGGCUACUUCCGCAUCGUCCUUUGCAUAGCCUCGCUCUAUUUCAUGCCCCUCCACCCACGACGCUGCAGCUUCCUGUACAGCAUCUCCUGCCUCCUCGACGCCCUUGACGGCAUCGCAGCCCGGAAGUUCCAGCAGUCCACCAAGUUCGGAGCUGUGUUGGACAUGGUCACAGAUCGGUGUACCACGACCUGCCUCCUCGUCUUCCUCUCGACAGCAAAACCGGCAUACAGCAUGAUCUUCCAGGGCUUGAUCUCGCUGGACUUGGCGAGCCAUUACAUGCACAUGUACGCUACCCUGAGCAUGGGAGGAUCGACCGAGAGCCAUAAGAAUGUCAGCAAGGAGCGGAGCUGGAUCAUGAACAUGUACUACACGAACAAGUCCGUCCUCUUCACCUGCUGCGCCCUCAACGAACUCUUCUUCAUCGCCCUCUACCUCCUCUGCUUCAGCAGCCCGCUCAUCACACCCGCCCUCUUGCCCUCUGCAGGGCUGGCUGCACAAAACGGCACUACACCAGUGACACCACAUGCCCCCGCGCCGUCAUUGCUCUUCCCCAGCCCGUUCUCAGCAGGAGCUAUGGAAAUGGCACGAGCGAACAAGAUGGACUCUAUGGUUCCGUGGAUUCUGACAGUUGGGUCUUCCCCGGUCAUGGCGGUAAAGCAGUACAUCAAUGUGGUGCAGCUUGUUGCUGCCAGUAGAUGGCUCGCGGAGGGUGACAGGAGGGAUCGGAUGAAGGAACUAAGGAAGAAGAAGGCUACGUGA